AUGCCCGCUGACACCAUGGAGAAACCGACAGCCUCCCCGAUUGCUGGUGCCCCAGCUACCUCCAGCCACACGCCGGACAAGCCCAAGAGUGCCAGUGAACACAGAAAGUCCUCCAAGCCUAUCAUGGAGAAGCGGCGCCGUGCCAGGAUCAAUGAGAGCCUGGGGCAGCUGAAGACCCUCAUCCUGGAUGCCUUGAAGAAAGAUAGCUCCAGGCACUCCAAGCUGGAGAAAGCAGACAUCCUGGAGAUGACGGUGAAGCACCUGCGGAACCUGCAGCGAGCCCAGAUGACAGCAGCUCUGACUGCUGACCCCACCGUCCUUGGCAAAUACCGAGCUGGAUUUAACGAGUGCAUGAACGAGGUGACCCGGUUCCUCUCCACCUGCGAAGGGGUGAACACAGACGUACGCACCCGCCUGCUCAGCCACCUCUCCGCUUGCCUGGGCCAGAUCGUGGCUAUGAAUUACCCUCCACCGCCACCCCCAGCUGGCCAGCCUGCUCAUCUGGCACAACCUCUGCACGUCCAACUUCCCCCAGCUGCCACCGCAGCUGGAGCCGUGCCUGUGCCCUGCAAACUGAACCCUGCCGAAGCCCUGUCCCCCAAGGUCUAUGGGGGUUUUCAGCUGGUCCCAGCUACCGACGGCCAAUUCGCUUUCCUCAUCCCUAACCCAGCUUUCGCUCCCAGCAGCGGACCCGUCAUCCCCCUCUAUGCCAACGCUAAUGGACCACUGUCUUCAGGCAGCGGGCCAGGGAACGGAGCUGCAACCCCGUCAGCAUCCCCAGUGCAGGGUCUGACGUCAUUUGGGGGUAGCUUAGCUCCAGCGUCCCAAGCUGGGAGUCCCAUCGGGGAACGCAGUGAAUCAGUCUGGAGACCUUGGUGA
Emys orbicularis (European pond turtle) is the source of this 879-nucleotide messenger RNA. It is a transcript of the gene HES4, whose product is annotated as hes family bHLH transcription factor 4. Bases 1 to 879 code for a protein of 292 amino acids. The transcript is spliced from 4 exons. Gene Ontology annotation, biological process: regulation of transcription by RNA polymerase II; anterior/posterior pattern specification; regulation of neurogenesis. NCBI's taxonomy places the organism in Eukaryota, Metazoa, Chordata, Testudines, Emydidae. Gene Ontology annotation, molecular function: protein dimerization activity; RNA polymerase II cis-regulatory region sequence-specific DNA binding; DNA-binding transcription factor activity, RNA polymerase II-specific. Gene Ontology annotation, cellular component: nucleus. The record is from RefSeq and is a predicted model, not a curated record.